Xenopus laevis (African clawed frog) is the source of this 2643-nucleotide messenger RNA. It is a transcript of the gene sts.S, whose product is annotated as steryl-sulfatase. Gene Ontology annotation, cellular component: endoplasmic reticulum. Lineage: Eukaryota; Metazoa; Chordata; Amphibia; Anura; Pipidae. The record is from RefSeq and is a predicted model, not a curated record. The transcript is spliced from 10 exons. The coding region runs from base 235 to 1977 and encodes 580 amino acids. Gene Ontology annotation, molecular function: arylsulfatase activity.
CUCGUUUUUCCUCCGUCUGCUGCAAAGACUUGUUUGUAUUCCAAAGUCCCACCAAUCACAGCUGCUCAGACAUUAUGAGCUGAAAUCAGGAAGCAAUGAGACAUUUCUUGCACUCGCUCUUCUACACAUUUAUUAGUGAAUAGAAAAGGCAAAGCUGUUGUGGAAUUGAGCUGAAUAAAGAAGCAGAGCGGUGGUGUUGGUGAAGUCAGGAGUUUGUGCAUGAGAUACUGAAAUAUGAAACUUCAGCCCUGGAUAAGAACUCUGUUCAUUGCGUAUGUUCUGCGAGCAAGUUGUGCAUACAGUUCAAGACCUAACUUUCUUCUAAUAAUGGUUGAUGAUCUUGGGAUUGGAGAUGUUGGUUGCUAUGGAAACAAAACAAUUCGGACACCCAAUAUUGACAGAUUAGCAGAAGAAGGUGUAAUGUUCACUCAGCAUUUAGCAGCUUCUCCACUAUGCACUCCAAGUCGAGCAGCAUUCAUGACUGGCAGAUAUCCAAUCAGAUCAGGCAUGGCCUCUGAGUCAAGAAUGGGAGUGUUUAUAUUUUCUGCAUCAUCUGGUGGGCUUUCUACUGAAGAAUUAACAUUUGCUACAUUACUGAAAAAGGUCGGUUACUCUACUGCAAUUAUAGGUAAAUGGCAUCUUGGACUGAAUUGUGAAAAAAGUGAUGAUUUUUGCCAUCACCCUCGUAGCCACGGAUUUGAUUAUUUCUACGGGAUUACAAAUACAAACCUCAGAGACUGCAUCCCGGGACAUGGAAGUGUAUUCGUUGCAGGAGCUGCAAAAUAUAUCCAGGCAACGUUUCAGAUUUCAUUUCUAGCACUGUUCACAUUAGUUCUAAUUUCUUACAGUGGGCUGCUCAACGUUCCUUGGAAGCUGAUCUUUUACAUUGUUUCCGUGACCUCUCUUUUGUUGGGUGCAGUGAUAUUCUUUUUUUGGAAUUUCCAGUACUUGAAUUGCGUUUUAAUGCGAAACGAUAAGAUUAUUCAACAGCCUUUAGUGUUUGAUAAUCUUACACAGAGAAUUACAAGAGAAGCUUUACAGUAUAUUAAAAGCAACAAAGAUACUCCAUUCCUUCUAUUUGUGUCCUAUGUUCAGGUCCACACAGCUCUUUAUGCUUCUCAGGAUUUCAUAGGAAAAAGUAAUCAUGGGAUAUAUGGUGAUGCAACUGAAGAAGUUGACUGGAGUGUAGGAGAACUUUUGAAUGAAUUAGACAGAAGCCACCUUCAAAAUAAAACAGUUGUUUACUUCACAUCAGAUAAUGGUGCACAUUUAGAAGAAAUCUCCUCCUCUGGCGAAGUACAUGGAGGCUGUAAUGGGAUCUAUAAAGGAGGAAAAUCUACUUCGUGGGAAGGAGGUAUACGAGUUCCAGGGCUUUUCCGUUGGCCUGGGAUGUUAGAAUCUGGAAUGGUAAUUAAUGAACCAACAAGCAACAUGGAUAUUUUUCCCACGGUUCUCAAACUUGCUGGUUCUCCUCUUCCACAAGAUAGAAUUAUUGAUGGACAUGAUCUGAUGCCUUUGAUGCAAGGAGAACGUGCCACAUCUGAAAGGGAAUUUCUUUUCCAUUACUGUAAUGCAUAUUUAAAUGCCGUACGGUGGAACCAGAGAAACAGUACAUCAAUUUGGAAGGCAUUCUAUUUCACUCCCAACUUUCACCCUAAGGACUCCAAUGGCUGUUUUGCAUCCCAUGUGUGUUUCUGUUUUGGAAGCUUUGUCACUGUUCAUGACCCACCACUGCUGUAUGACCUGUCUAAAGACCCUGAAGAAAAGAAUCCUCUGACACCACAAACAGAACCCCAUUUUUCUGAAAUCCUUAAAACCAUUCAGCAUGCAACAGAAACCCACAAGAAGACCCUACAAGCCGUUGAUAAUCAGUUAUCCUGGGACAAUGUUAUUUGGAAACCAUGGCUCCAAAUGUGUUGCUCAUCAUGGACUGAGUUUUGUUACUGUGACUAUGAUUAUGAUUUCAAGUUGGAAUGAGUGAGAAAUAAUUCAGCUACCCCUACACUUCAACCCUCCCACUCAAGAAUCAGGUUUUAAGCAUUGUCCAAUGUGUCUUUUCCAUCGGAACCACUUUCUAAGACUCUGCCUUAUACAUAAAGAUUUUUGUCCUUUCUAUACUUAGUAAGCCCUACAACAUACAUCAGCUUUUAUGUGCUUACCCUCAAGCGUAUUCGCUUGUAUUUUGUUACUGUCCUUCUGUCAGAGAAAUGACUCAAUUGGGCACAUCAUGAGCUAAAAAAUUCCUCUGCAUUCCAUAAAUGUAAUGCGAUGCUUGAAAGAAAAAUGUAAUUUUCCCUCUGCUGUACUAAACAGAAAAACACAACAAAGAAUGUUAAGAAAAUGACAUUGGAAUUGUAAUAUGAUUAUAAUAAAAUGCUUAAUAAAACCACUUCAACAUCUCCAGAAGGAGCUAAAAUGUAGAAUGGUAAAAUGAUGUUGUUUCAGCCAUAACUUGCCCUCUACUUUUAUCAGAUAAAGAAAAUGUAUUUGAAGCAGAAAAGAAACUUGUAUAAACAUUAUAUAAUUUUGCUUUUGUUUUAUUCUGAAGCAAUGAAAUGUAAAAAAUAUAUCAGUUUGCAAGCAAGUUUGCAAGCAAGAUAAAAUAAUUUGUGAUUUUUUUUUUUUUAUAAAAUCAAACUUUUA